AUGUCGACCCCAACUUCCUCCACCUUCAUCGACUGCUACGCAACCCUCAACAUCCACCCGCACGCCGACCUCAAAGAGAUCAACAGCGCUUACAAGCGGCUCGCUCUAAGGUAUCACCCAGACAAGACAGAGGGAGGUGACGCCGAGACGUUCCAGAAGAUCCUCUACGCCGUCGAAACCCUCCGCGACCCCAACCACCGCGCCGUCCACGAUGCCGCCCUCGACGAACACCGCUGCCGUAACCUGAAGUACAACCUCCAUACCACCGCAGACGCCGGGGCCUUCUUCCACCGCAGCUAUCACCGUCACCACCGCCAGCAGCAGCAGCAGCAGCAGCAUCGUGCCGACGACCCAUACAGCCAGAGCCGGUACGAGGCUUCCUAUCGCCACAGCGUGCAUAUGGAUCCUACGGCGCCGGAGUCCAUUGAGAUUUUGAAGCAGAUGCGUCGGGAGCGGGAGUACAGUGAGCAGCUGGAGCGGGAGCGGGAGCAGGAGGCUCGGGAGGCGGAGGAGGCGGCUGCAGCUGCGGCUGCGGAGUUGUUUCAGGAGGGGGGAGAUGGGGAAGGGGAGGGGUAUGACCGGGGCCGGGCCCAUGUGGUGGAUGAUGAGUUGAGUUCUUGGUCUUCUUCGUCGGAGGAGCCGAUGGGGUAUUAUGAUGAGAGUGGGUUUGUGGUGACGAGGAAGAAGGACAAGAAGAAGAUGGGAAAGGGGAAGGGGGUGAAGGAGGGAGAGAUGAAUGAGGAAGAGGAAGAGAAGGAGGAGACUUGGAUUGGGUAUUCGGAUAAGACGGCUUAUUGGUCGGAGGAGAAGCAGGCUAAGGAUCUGGCUCAGGAGGACAGGCACGCCAAGUGGAUGGCUAGUCUGUUGGAUCCGGAUGCGGCCUGGAAGUCUACGAAGUAUUCUUGGGGACGGCAACAGGAGGAGGAAGAGGAGGAGGAAGAGGAGGAGAAAGAGGAGGAGGAAGAGGAGGAGGAAGAGGAGGAGGAAGAGGAGGAGGAAGAGGAGGAGGAAGAGGAGGAGGAAGAGGAGGAGGAAGAGGAGGAGGAAGAGGAGGAGGACGACGACGACGACGACGAAGAGGAAGGGGAAGACGAAGAAGACAGCGAGGAGGAGCAGUCUGACGAAGAAGAUAGUGCUGACAUCCUAUCAGAGGGUGAAAACGAUGGGCAGGAGGAAAGCACCUCCAUGGGUAAUCUGAUUGACCUUGAGGAUGAUGCCAAAGACCACGCAGAAAUGCCCACUGUGACCAGCAAAGGAAGCACCGGGUCUGCAACCGAGGUCGUUCUUGAAGACCACCAUCAAUCAGCCGAUCUGGUGGACUUGGUGGAAGACGAGAACUCGCAGGCGGGUGUUAAAGCGGACAAUGAUCUGGGAGAAGGCAAUGAGAAGAUGGAUCUGGAUGGACAGCCAGGCUGUACGCAAGGACAAAAAGACGCUGACUGGAAGGAGAACGAUGAAUGUUAUGGAACCCCCGGGGCCGAAGUCUUCCACGAGAUGUUCUGCAAAGAGGAUAUUGGCCCGAAGCGGAAAGAAGUAUGCAUGUGUGGAAGGGUCGAGGGUAUCGCCGACGAUGAAGAAGACUGGUUCCGGUAUCCUGGCCAGAUGCCCUGGGGCAUGAGCUUGCCAGACAAGUUCUCCAAGGACAGCACAACCGGCGCCGGCGACGACGACGACGAUAAAGAUGACGACGAAGACACAGACGACGAAGAUAACGACUCCGAGGGAGAUGAAGUCGACGGUGACGAAGGAGAAGACUUUGAAGACGACUCCGUUAAAGACGACUCAACAGUCCACAACCACAACCCACACAUUAAUCACGACGAUCACGACGAUCACGAUCACACCCAAAUCACACCAAAGACCUCAGCCAGCCCCAUCGACACCCCCUUCGAAACCAACUCCCUCUUCGCAACCUACCACUUCCACGACCCCAGAACCGAGCACCCAGCCGCCGCAGAGCAAUCCGACUCCGACUUCGUGACCGCGUACGAAGACCUCGCCAUUUCCACCGACUCCCUCACCAGGCCCACCAUCAUCGCAGCACCCCCACACGGCCUCAGCGCCUACCUCACGCCGCUGCUUCCAUACUUCGAGUCCAAGCUCAACCGAGGCGACGGUCAGUACACCCCGGACGACAUGAUCGUUGAAUGCCGCGGGAUCAUCCUGGAGACCUUCUGCGGGUGGAUGGAAGGCGUGCGGCGUACGUUCCGGGAGGCGGCGACGCGUGGCUGCAACGAGGGACAUGAAUGCCACCAUUUGGGGUACUGGGACAAAGCCUAUGGGCAGGCGAAGUGCAAGAUUUGCGGGCAGUGGGAGCCGAUCUUUACGCUCACCUGCCCCGGUUGCGGGCUAGAGGCGUGCGUGGCGUGCAAGUUUAUGGCGCCGGCGGCUUAG
Messenger RNA from Aspergillus uvarum CBS 121591, 2394 nucleotides. RefSeq names its product DnaJ domain protein. The transcript is spliced from 3 exons. The record is from RefSeq and is a predicted model, not a curated record. NCBI's taxonomy places the organism in Eukaryota, Fungi, Ascomycota, Eurotiomycetes, Eurotiales, Aspergillaceae. Bases 1 to 2394 code for a protein of 797 amino acids.